This is a messenger RNA of Onychostruthus taczanowskii (white-rumped snowfinch), 1838 nucleotides long. RefSeq names its product inactive tyrosine-protein kinase PRAG1-like. The record is from RefSeq and is a predicted model, not a curated record. Gene Ontology annotation, biological process: protein phosphorylation. Bases 73 to 1245 code for a protein of 390 amino acids. Gene Ontology annotation, cellular component: focal adhesion; actin cytoskeleton. The transcript has 2 exons. NCBI's taxonomy places the organism in Eukaryota, Metazoa, Chordata, Aves, Passeriformes, Passeridae. Gene Ontology annotation, molecular function: protein kinase activity.
GAGAGCCCGGCUGGGGUCUGUGGGGUGGUUUUGGGGUGCCACGAGGCCUCCCUGGCCCGGCUCUCGGCUCUCAUGCAGGAGGAGCUGGUGGGGCCCGAGGAGAGGCAGCAGCUGCUGGAGGCAGAGCUGGUGGGGAAGCGCUGGGCAGCGUUUGGAGUCCUGGACCCCCAGCCCUGCUGCCAGAGCGGGGACGCCUGGUACUUCAGGGUGGGCUUCACCUUCGAGCACAGCCAGCUGCAGUUUGCAGCCAAGGUCCCCAAGCCGUGCUGCUCCAGCCUGGGGAUGCAGAGCUUCCUGGGGACACACUGCAGCAUCCAGCGCCUGCUCGGCCACUUCACCGACCGCCUCCCUCGGGAGCUGGUGCUCCCAGGAAUCCCUGGAACACAGAGCCAGGGCCCUUCCAGAGAGGAGUCAGCCUGUCCUGCCCCCCAGCCUGUCCUGCAGGUGUUCCUCUGUGCUGAGGUUCCCCAGCAGACCCUGGCAGAUUUUGUGAAGGGCUCCCACGCUUUGCACAGGACCAGCCCCGGGCACUACGAGCGCCUGGGCUGCCUCCUGCUCCUGCAGCUCUGCAUGGGGCUGGAGCACCUCCGGGGGCAGAACAUGGCCCAGGGGGACCUGUGCCCCGAGAACCUGCUGCUGGUGCAGUGCCCGUGUCCCCCCCAGAGGCAGAAGGAGCUGCUGGGACUGUCCCUUCCACGGCUGCUCAUCAGCAGCUUCUUCAAGGUGCAAGAGAAGCAGAGACCUCGUUCCAGCAGCCAGGAGCAGGACUGGAGCCAGGCUCUCGCUGCGCCCUCCCCGCCAGCAGCAGCUGAGCUGAACUUGGGCAGGCUGAUCUAUCAGAUCUUGCACGUGGACAUCUCCCUGGAGAACAUUUUGGGCUUCAGAAGCAAAAGGCUUCCCGAAAUCCCCUCGCUGUCCAUCUACUCGGCGGGACUGAAGCGCUUGGCCUCGCUGCUCCUGCACAGGGAUCCUGUCCAGAGGGUGUCCAUCGAGCAGGCCAGGGCCAUCCUGCAGGUGCUGCUCUGGGGGCCACGCCAGGAGCUCUUUGCCAGGAGCAGGAAGAGCCUCGAGCUGCUCCAGAGGUGGCUGCAGGUCAAGAGGGCUCUGCUGCUCCUGAGGUUUGCAGAGAAUUCGGUUGGGGCCAGGGUCAGCCCCGGCCUGGAGGAGUGGCUGUGCUGCCAGUAUUUCCAGGGGAUCACUGAACACACCCUUUACCAGGUCACCCAGGUUCUCUAUGCCCCCUAAACAACCUCCAAGUCAGCCCACCCAAAGGUCUCCUCAAAUCCAAGAGCUCACGAGGGCCUGGCCAAACCUGUCCCUGCCCAUAACAGGAGAGUUGAAACUAAAUUAUUUUUAGGGUCCUUUCAGCCCAAAUCAUUCCAUGAUUCUAUGAAAUCCACCAGUUCCUGAGAAAUCCAAGCAGGUCUUCACUGGGAAAGCUCUGCAUACCUAAACCCACGCCCCCCCAUAGCCCAUGGAUAAUGAAGUGUGUAAAACCACAGGGUGUGGAUUUAUACACUCAAACAAUUUUUGCUUGAUACUCUAAGUCUGGUUUACCAGAACACCUGAGGAAAGGCAGCUGGAUGGGAGUUCCAAGCACUAAUUUAGUGGCUGAUAAUCCCAAAUAAAGAUUAUGGAGUUCAGACUUGGAACAAAACCCCCUCAGAGCCUUUUUGCAGCCACCAGGUUUUUGCUGUUUUCAAUAACACUCAAAGCCACCCAUCACAGCUCACCGGUCUCAGCAGAGGAGAAACAACAGCUCCUUCAGCCUGUGCUUCCCAGAGACAAUUUGUGGCACAGUCAUUAAUAAAAAUGACAUUUUAAAGGAAAAAAUACAG